GUUUGCGCGAACGCUCCAAAAAUCGGGUGGUGCUCAUUGCUAUAUGGCUGUCGCCCAGUGUCUCUCUCUGCGCUCUCCUACUUCAACCAUUUAGCCAAUGGCAACACCUACAACGACGAACCCACUACUACAAGCUGCUCGCGAUGGCGACGAGCGCUCGGUGUCGAUGCUCGUGCGUGGGUCGCAAUUCCAUACCAUGGUCAACGGCAAGAACGAGUAUGGCCGGACGGCGUUGAUGCUAGCGGCUAUGAACGGCCACAUCAACUUGCUCCAACUCCUGGUCCAACACUUGGGCUACAUGUGUCACACAGACCAAAUUCACGUCGUCGACAACGACGGCAGAACAGCGUUGAUGUUGGCGGCGAUGCAUGGCCACACCAACGUGGUCCAGUACCUCCUCGAGCAAAAAGCAGACCUAAGCGUCGCCGAUAACGGCGGCAGGACCGCGUUGAUGUUGGCGUCAGCCUGCGGGCACAUCGCUUUGAUCCAACUCUUCCUGCUGCGCUCGGCAGACAUCCACCGCGUCGACAACGAGGGCAAGACGGCGCUGAUGAUGGCGUCAACGAAUGGGCACGCUGAUGUCGUCCGCCUUCUUCGACCCACCACAUAUACAGCCGCCUCUCACAUUGAUCAAAACGGCAAGACAGCGCUGAUGAUUGCAGCAGCCAAUGGCCACGCCAAUGUGGUCCAAGUCCUACUUGAGAAGAGCCCAGAUUCACAAACGUCUCACAUCGAUCCAGUUCAGCACGUCAACGACGCGGAUAAAGAGGGCAAAACGGCGUUGCUGCUGGCGUCCGAACACGGCCAUGACAGUGUCGUCAAGAUCCUGCUGAGCCGCAAUGCUUGCGUGCUGCAUACCGACACUAAAGACCGGACGGCGCUGCUACUGGCGACCACGAAUGGACACGAAGCCGUUGUUCGGCGUCUGCUCCUUGCUGGCGCAGCCGUCAACUUUACCGAUCCGGAUGGCCGAGCCGCGUUGACCAUCGCGUCCGCACACGGCCUCGAGGUCGUCGUCCAGUGGCUGCUCAAUGCACAAGCAAAUGUGAACGUCUGUGAUCGACACGGCAGGACGCCGUUGAUGCUGGCGGCCAUAAACGGCCACGAGACCGCCGCCAAGUGGCUCCUCAACGCCGAUGCAAAAGUCAAUGUUAUCGAUCGCAACGACAAGACGGCGCUGAUGCUAGCCAGCGCCAGCGGUCACGAUCGCGUCGUUCAACGCUUGCUUGCCGCCGGCGCCAACGUCCAUCUCUGUGACAGCAAUGGCCACACCGCACUGCUUCUUGCGUCGCGCCAAGGACACAGUGCCAUUGUGCAGCGACUUCAGAACGCGGGAGCCGCCAUGGACCCCAACCCUACGGCAACGACCGCCACGACACCCGAGCGCGGUCCUCCGUCGGACGACACCGCUGCCAUGCCAAGUGCAAGUGCGAACGAUGUUUGCGCCAAGAGACACGAAACCAACGAGGAGCGUCCAUUGGGACAAAACUACUUUACCUUUAGCGGGUUGAGAGCUGCGAUGCCUCCUGCCAGCACGGCGGAGGAAGAACCUGCGAUCGAAGAGCUCCAAGCUCGCUUCACACUGUGCACCGCAUCCGAGUAA
Messenger RNA from Saprolegnia parasitica CBS 223.65, 1603 nucleotides. RefSeq lists its product as hypothetical. The record is from RefSeq and is a predicted model, not a curated record. The transcript is spliced from 15 exons. Gene Ontology annotation, molecular function: protein binding. The coding region runs from base 98 to 1603 and encodes 501 amino acids. NCBI's taxonomy places the organism in Eukaryota, Oomycota, Saprolegniomycetes, Saprolegniales, Saprolegniaceae.